Molecule: messenger RNA, 4146 nt
Organism: Choloepus didactylus (southern two-toed sloth)
Lineage: Eukaryota; Metazoa; Chordata; Mammalia; Pilosa; Megalonychidae
Gene: VKORC1L1
Product: vitamin K epoxide reductase complex subunit 1 like 1
Exons: 3
Coding region: 26-556 (176 amino acids)
Biological process (GO): peptidyl-glutamic acid carboxylation; vitamin K metabolic process
Molecular function (GO): vitamin-K-epoxide reductase (warfarin-sensitive) activity
Source: RefSeq, a predicted model, not a curated record
AGGCGGCGGCGGCGGAGGGGGGAAGAUGGCGGCGCCCGUCCUCCUGAGAGUGUCGGUGCCGCGGUGGGAGCGGGUGGCCCGAUAUGCAGUGUGCGCCGCCGGGAUCCUGCUCUCCAUCUACGCCUACCACGUGGAGCGGGAGAAGGAGCGGGACCCCGAGCACCGGGCCCUCUGCGACCUGGGGCCCUGGGUGAAGUGCUCCGCCGCCCUUGCCUCCAGAUGGGGUCGAGGAUUUGGUCUUUUGGGUUCCAUUUUUGGAAAGGAUGGUGUAUUAAACCAGCCAAACAGUGUCUUUGGACUUAUAUUUUAUAUACUACAGUUAUUGCUUGGCAUGACAGCAAGUGCAGUUGCAGCUUUAAUCCUCAUGACAUCCUCCAUCGUGUCUGUGGUGGGGUCUUUGUACCUGGCCUACAUUCUGUACUUUGUGCUGAAGGAAUUUUGCAUCAUCUGCGUCAUCACAUACUUGCUGAACUUCAUUCUUCUUAUCAUCAACUACAAACGACUAGUUUACUUGAAUGAGGCCUGGAAACGGCAGCUGCAGCCCAAGCAGGACUGACAACCCAAUGAACUUUUAACUGACAGUCUGAAGUCCCUCUUUCCAUUAAGUUUAUUUUGCAGCAUUUUUUUUUCAAUUCUUUACAACAGACACUUCCCCUAAGAAUCUUAAACUGAUUUUUUUAAAUCCUGUAAAUUAGAAGGGGCCCUAGCUAUUUUGUGUCAAUCUUCAGUUUAUGGAUACAAAGGAUAUGCCGAGCCAAUCAAAGACAAGCUUUAACUUUACUUUGAAGAUAUUUCUGAAAUAAUAAAAUGUAGCCCUAACCCCCUCCCCCAAAUUGUAGAGUGAGCAACCAUUGUUAGUAAUUCUCUAAUGUGUAUAAAUUCAAUUUCAGGUAUAACAAAUGUGAUCAUGACAUGAAAAUAUUUUAGAAUAGAUACUGUAUUAAAUAUUGCCAUGUUUACAAUAUGUAAUAUGUUUUUAGCCGAUGGAUUUAAACAUGUAGAUUCAACUAGAAUCCAUUUAUGUGAUAUUUGUAAAUAAAGGUAGAAAUAUUGGAUCCAUCCCUGCAGAACUUACUGUACAGUUAAAGUAUAGCAAUGAAGAAUUGUCAGCUCAACACUGAUAAAACAGCGAAAAUAGUAAGUCCAUACAGAUAGCCUCUUGUGAGAAGUACUGACAGCAAAAAUAAUAGGGUGAUUGAUUGCCUUUCAUCUCCCUCCUCUGAAAGGAAGAAACUAAACUGGGAUGUUCAAGUCAAGCUUGUGUCUAGUCCUAAAACGGGACUGAUUGUGACCUUACAGGGAGAGUCAUGUAACCACACUUUCAAGUCCAUGGCCUUCAGGACACUAAUGAUGGAAAAAAAAUGGGUGGAUUUCUUUUGAGAAAAGCUGGGAGUAUUAAUAUGGUGUUUUUAGAUAAAGUCUCUUUACAGCAGUUGAAAUUUCACACAGGUAUCUUUCCUUAGUAUUGGUGCCAGUCAACCAAACAGUAUUAUGACUUCAAAAUAACCAGUAUCAGCCCAAGCAAGCCAGAGUAAGAUUGCUGUCUUUGGUGGCUCCAUAGUGCUUCCCAUAAUUGUUUCAUUCUGCACCAACUAAUCAGAUGUCUAGCCUAACUGGCUGAGAGUCACGUAUUGCAUUUGGAAUCUUUAGGGCUGAUGCGCUGCUCAGUUUGCUCAAUCAGGUAGAAAUAUCUAAAGGUGAAAUACAGUAACAUGGUCAUUACUCUUUUUAAUAAGGAAGUGCAGUAAGAAGAAAUUUUUUAAGUGAUUUGAAUAAACACAAAUGAAUUGUGACAGUAUGUUUCUGUGGUUACCAUCUUACAUCAGAAUGUUCCAAGUGCCUUCUGUCUUAAAUUCUCAAACCAAAUAUUUUGUGUGUUGAACUUGGGCAGAAGUGUCCUUUCUUCCUUCCUUUCUUCACAUGAAAUGGAGAACUUGCAUUCUGUACGAAAGGUUUUUGUAUGAUCGUUUUAUUCCUUAGAUUGAGACAUAGUAGCAAUGUUUUUGCUUCCAAUUAGAUUAAUUAUUAUGUUAAAAAAUAGUCAAUUAGACCAGUAACAUUUGAGUGCUUUAUUUGCCUUCCUUUUGAAGGGAGGGGACAGGCUCUGUAAACUAAAAUGCGUAUAGUCAGCAACUGUUCAGUAAUUUUCCACCUAACUGUCGUAAUUGAUGCAAUGUAGCCUUCUGGCUCAGGGUAGGUAUAAAAUUUGAAUUGUAAUGUACUUUUAACAAGUUUUAACCAGUUUCUUAAGAGAGCGCUUAAUACAGAAUUCAUCCAGACUUAUGUUUUCCCAUGAAUGUGAAUAUUUCAAUGCCUGUUUUAUUAUGUGUGUAUUGUUCUUGUAUUCUAAAGUAGUUAAGGAACUCAAGAAAGCACUGGCAGGAUGUCUGGUGUUUAUGGAGAAACAAGUCCUAACGCUUAUGAGCUGUGCAGUGAGGUCACCUGGUGGCAGCAGGGCUUCCGAUUCUGCCCAGGCAGCUUACUGGUUCUGUGGGAUAGUCUGACAGUUAAGACCUCUGUGGUAUAUGUAACAUUGGUUGUGCAGCACUAAACAGCUCCUCGUGUCCCAAUUUCAAAUGGUUUUCAUCAUUUUGUAUCAAUCAGCAGAGUACAGUUAAAGCUUGUCUUGAUGUUGCAUUUUCACAGAUGUCAACUUUUACAUGAGAAAACGUAAAAAUGUUCAGUCCAGCCCUUCCAAGUCUUUCUUUUGCUUUCCUAGGCCUUGGGGAAAACACCACUGUUUCAGUUGUAUACAAAUUGUUUUGCCACAUUCCUAUGAACCUGUAGAAUGACCAUCCUUUUUCUCACUGAGAGAUGAACACGUGCUGCCUGAAAUAACAGCAUGGUAAUGGCGGAUCUCAGUAAGCCAUAGAAUCCUGUUGGAUAAUAUUUGGUAUUUUUUCCCUGGAAGAAUUCAAGCCCCUCCAUACCCUCCAUUCCACCCUAGAAGAGGGGGAGAGCCCUAGGUUGUAAAAUUUGAGGGUUAUGGUUGUUUUAGAUUGAAUAUUUAAGCACUGCAAUGUUACUACUAGCCACCAUCUUUGAAGGAUACAUUAAGGGGGAAAAGUGCAGUUUUUAGCAGCAAUUCCAUGCUUUGUGUUUUUAAGUGAUUCACAACAAAAGAAGCCUAUCAAACUUGAUAGUCAUAAAUGGCAUUUGAAGAAACAAGAGAAGUUUUGGUUAGAUGAUUAAAUUCUGGGAAAGUUAGGUGGUUUGGAGGAUUUCAUUUGUUUUUUUAUUGCAGCUAGUUGCUAUCACUGAGGGUAAAACUCUGGUGAAAUAAAACUCAGGUUUAACUAGCUGUGUGCCAGGAAUUACAUCUUUACUUGAUAUAUGUAGCCUCCCCUUAAAUUCAUUACUUUUAAAGAAUGUUUAAAGCAUUGGCUAUUUUCAUACAAAGAGUUGUCAUUUGGGUACAAGGGAUCUUUGGACCUCCUACCAGGUAGGAUGUAGGACCAAGACUACAAUGAAAUUAAAACUCUUUGUUGGCUAGUUGGCUUGGUUUUCAUUUGUAUUUAUUUUCAAAAAACGAUCAGCAAAAGUGCAAAGUUACCUUCAGCAGUUACUUCACAACUAAAUCAGUAUUUGAUAAAUGCCAACAGAGAAACCCACUGUCAUCCUUGGUAACCCAUUUGGGGUGAUCUGUCUAAUAUGUAGCCUCUGUCCUCAUGCAUUUUACCCCAACGCACAAGAACUGUUGAAAUAUUCUGACAGAAAUUUUAGGCAGCAGUUAUGAUUCCUGAUUUGUGAGAACGACCCUUCAAAACAACAAAAGGGGUGGGGGGUGGGGUUCCAGGAUACUUGGUUAAGCAUUUUUUUUUGGACAAAUUAGCCCAGAAAAGGUGAAAUUUUUUUUACCGUAAAACUGUAUUAAGCAUGACCUAAUUAUUGGGUGUUUGAUCUGUAUAGUAUGUCCCAUCAAAAAUAUUUAUUACUAGUACUUUAAGCUCCAGAGUAAACAUUCAUUUAAAAUGGAGUUCACUGGGCAGAUUUCUCCUUUAAUAUAGAUAAAAAUAUUCUUUAUCAGAGGUUUAGGACACAGUUUUGCUAACUAGUAAAUAAAAACAAAUGUAAAUAUGUAAGAAUGUUUAUUUGUUGCACAUAACCUUUUUGUUAUAAAAUAAAUGUAGAAGUUACCUGUGGAAA